AUGUGGGUGAUCGAAGCUUCUGCAGUGUAUGGUCAGCGCUUCACUUCACUCAACUUCACUUUUGUCAAGAGCAGAUUCGAUGCACCUGACGGCUUGCGACCGAGCGUCAUCGGGGCCAGAAUAGAGCUCGCUGCACUGUUCAUGUUUUCGCCCCAGCGCCAAGCCCCACAAACGCCCAGUCCUGCACCAGCAACAUCGAAGUCUGAGAUUCUUUGA
Molecule: messenger RNA, 216 nt
Organism: Pseudocercospora fijiensis CIRAD86
Lineage: Eukaryota; Fungi; Ascomycota; Dothideomycetes; Mycosphaerellales; Mycosphaerellaceae
Exons: 4
Coding region: 1-216 (71 amino acids)
Source: RefSeq, a predicted model, not a curated record